Lathyrus sativus (Indian pea) is the source of this 384-nucleotide messenger RNA. Lineage: Eukaryota; Viridiplantae; Streptophyta; Magnoliopsida; Fabales; Fabaceae. The record is from the annotation of a GenBank genome assembly.
AUGAUGAUGAGUCAGAGUCAGAGUCAUCAUUCCCGUAGGAUGUUGCCACCUGUCAACACGAGAAAGCGCAAACACAAUGAAGCUGAUAAGCCUGCUAAGCCGGAUAAGCCGAUAGGUUCUAACAAGCUUCUAGCCGGCUAUCUAGCCCACGAAUUCUUGACGAAAGGGACUUUGCUUGGACAGAAGUUUGAUCCUAAGCUAUCCCGAGCCGGUAUUUAUCCUGACUCGCGAGUUGGCUCAGGCGAGUACUUGCAAGCCGAAGGUUCAGAUGUGAGAGAGGAGCAUGAGAGUUUCGGUGAGGUAGCAAGCAUAAUGAAGAUGGAUGGGACCCACAUAAAGGGGAUUGUGAACCCGACACAGCUCUCUCAGUGGAUUCAUAUGUAA